Telopea speciosissima is the source of this 966-nucleotide messenger RNA. Its product is annotated as nascent polypeptide-associated complex subunit alpha-like protein 1. Gene Ontology annotation, biological process: protein targeting to membrane. Gene Ontology annotation, cellular component: nascent polypeptide-associated complex; cytoplasm. Bases 104 to 715 code for a protein of 203 amino acids. The transcript is spliced from 4 exons. The record is from RefSeq and is a predicted model, not a curated record. NCBI's taxonomy places the organism in Eukaryota, Viridiplantae, Streptophyta, Magnoliopsida, Proteales, Proteaceae.
UCCUUUCUUUCCCAGAGUCAUUCUUGUGCUUUCGUUCCGGUUUGGGGUUUUUAGGGUUUUUCUUCUCUCUCCCAUUUGUGUCUCAGAAAAGCCUUUAGACGCCAUGACUGCGCAGACACAAGAGGAGCUUCUAGCUGCCCAUCUUGAGCAGCAAAAGAUCGAUCCUGAUGAGCCCGUCGUUGAAGAUGAAGAUGAUGAUGAUGACGACGAUGAUGAAGAUGAUGACAAGGAUGAUGAUGAUGCUGAGGGACAAGAAGAUGGGGAUGCAAGUGGUAGGUCAAAGCAGAGUAGAAGCGAGAAGAAGAGUCGCAAGGCAAUGUUGAAGCUUGGAAUGAAACCCAUCCCUGGUGUUAGUCGAGUAACUGUUAAGAAGAGCAAGAAUAUUUUAUUUGUCAUCUCUAAACCGGAUGUUUUCAAGAGCCCGACAUCAGAUACCUAUGUAAUAUUUGGCGAAGCAAAGAUAGAGGAUUUGAGCUCACAACUUCAAACUCAAGCCGCAGAGCAGUUCAAGGCACCUGAUCUCAGUCAUGUGAUCUCCAAGCCAGAGUCUUCGGCCAUGGCUCAGGAGGAUGAAGAGGUGGAUGAGACAGGAGUGGAGCCCAAGGACAUAGAAUUGGUGAUGACACAGGCAGGAGUUUCAAGGUCGAAAGCUGUCAAGGCUCUAAAGGCAUGCGAGGGUGACAUUGUUUCUGCCAUCAUGGAGUUAACAAACUAAGUGCGUCUCUCCGGAUGACCACUUCGGCUUGUGAUGAUUAAACAGCUUUCUCUGUCAGUGUUUUUCUGAGGUUGCAAAUCGUUGGAAAGUUUUUUUUUGUUAUUUCUCGAAUCCAUCUCUCUUUUUAUUUUGUGUUGCAUUAGUAACUUAACUCUCUAAAGAUCUUUUUAUGUCGUUGGUUUGCAAAUUAGAUUCAUGAGAUUUCCAGAGAAAAGAAAAAUAUUUAGAUUCAUGAGACUGAAAUUUCAAUA